Vollenhovia emeryi is the source of this 3475-nucleotide messenger RNA. RefSeq names its product ras-related protein Rab-7a (gene Rab7). Bases 160 to 783 code for a protein of 207 amino acids. Gene Ontology annotation, cellular component: lysosome; late endosome; phagocytic vesicle. Gene Ontology annotation, molecular function: GTPase activity; GTP binding. Gene Ontology annotation, biological process: endosome to lysosome transport; phagosome-lysosome fusion. The record is from RefSeq and is a predicted model, not a curated record. The transcript is spliced from 5 exons. NCBI's taxonomy places the organism in Eukaryota, Metazoa, Arthropoda, Insecta, Hymenoptera, Formicidae.
CUCGAUUGCACUCGGUCGAUAAGGGAGGCGAGGCGAACAGGUGACGACAUCGUUGUCAUACUCUCGUGAUUUCAUAACACGCCAUUUUCUUUGUGCGAAACGCUGGAGCGUGGAGGUGUUUUCACAGGCCGUGUUCCCUGACGAGUGCCCCAGCGAAGAAUGGCGUCCCGCAAGAAAGUGUUGCUGAAAGUCAUUAUCCUCGGGGAUUCGGGAGUCGGAAAAACUUCUCUGAUGAAUCAGUACGUCAAUAAGAAGUUUAGUAACCAAUACAAAGCGACAAUAGGGGCAGACUUUUUGACCAAGGAAGUGAUGGUGGAGGAUAGAAUAGUCACUAUGCAGAUUUGGGACACCGCUGGACAGGAGAGGUUUCAGUCGUUAGGAGUGGCUUUCUACAGAGGCGCGGACUGCUGCGUCCUGGUAUUCGACGUCUCCGCUCCAACUAGCUUCAAAUCCCUGGAUUCAUGGAGAGACGAAUUUCUAAUUCAGGCAUCGCCCCGAGAUCCAGACAACUUUCCGUUCGUCGUGCUCGGGAACAAAGUAGAUCUUGAAUCAAGAGCGGUCUCGAGCAAGAGAGCACAACAGUGGUGUCAAUCAAAGAACAAUAUUCCAUAUUUCGAAACUAGUGCAAAAGAGGCUAUUAAUGUCGAGCAAGCUUUCCAAACGAUAGCUAAAAACGCUUUAGCUCAAGAAAGUGAAGUCGAACUUUACAAUGAAUUCCCGGAUCAAAUCAAAUUGACCAACGACCAAAGAAGCAACGGUAGAGGUGAUUCAUGUGCUUGCUAGGUCUUGGAACAGUGGUAAUAUCUCGAAUGACUAAUAAAGAAUGCACAGGUCAGAUACACUCGCGUCGCCUGCGCAAAAAGGACGCGGAAAAUAUAUUGCGAUGGGCUUUAUGUGUGCAGGAAGUCACGAAAUUUCUUUCUUUAUCUCGAUGUGUUAUUAUACAAUCUUCCUCUGUGUCCGUAAAAACAAAAAGGAACGUCUCAAUAAUGUCGGAAUAGUUUUGUUGAAACGCAUUAGUGCACGGUAAAAAAAAAGAAAAUUAACAAGUUAAAUCCAUACGUAAAGGAAUGUGUACAAACUAUCUCGAUAUACAUACGUAUGAUAUAUAUAUAUUAUAUAUAAUUGUUUUUAUAAACAUGCGUGGGAGUAAGAUACAUUUAUCCGACUUCCUGACCUGGAAUAUCGCAAUUUUGAAUUAUGUACUCCCGCUGAACUUGACUUGUCAUAUAUAGAUCCUCUAUCUCUAUUCUUUAAGUCAAGGAUUCGCAUCUCGUUUUUUAAGUAUUGUAAUAUGCUCUCUUAUCGGGUAUGGCGAAACAUAUGAACUAUCUCUUUACCCCCCUUUUUUUUCUUUUUAUCUCAAGUUUUGCUAGUUUGUUGUCGAUUAAUUUUCACCGAAACAAUAAUAGCUCGGGGUUUCCAAACGUAUGUAGGAGUCGUUGUUGCACCAGAGAGGAUAAUAUAUGGGUCGGGAACACAGUUAGCGGUACACUGUUAGUAAAUUAUAAUAAAAGAAUUUGCUCAUAAUUUGUUAAGUACAAUUGCAUUUACAGAGGAGCUCUAGUGCAUAUAGCUUAUUAUACUUAGACAGAACCGAAUAUUUGCUGUCAGUAAAACUGGUUCGUAUGAAAUAGAACGAAAAAUAAGAUAAAGUUACAAUAAAGUUACUAAGAUACUUUGUAGUAUGUCUCGUAAGAUGUUUUAACGAGUCUGAAAUUCACGCGAAUGGCAUGGUGUAAUAAUAAAAACCUCCUCAAACCUUUGUUUUCUCUUCGGAAAAGUUCUCAAUUGUUAUACAAUAUAUAUAUAUACAUUGAAAUAGAUUAUAUAUAUAUAUAUUGAAAUAGAAAAUUAUAUUAUAAAGAGGUUUUUGGCUUGUUGCGCACGUAUUAUGAUGCUAAACAUGUUAUUUUGUUUAUAUAAAUAAUUAUUUUAAACUUAGGGAUGUUUGUAUGGUCAUCUCGAUUUAGGAAGAAAAAGAAGAGAAUUCGUUGCAGACAUGACUUAGUAAAAAAAAAUUUCCUUUCGCUGGAUAUAUUGUCUGUAGUACGUUUUGCCAAAGAGAUACUUUUCAAGUUAUCAAGCGUUUCGGCAAACUCCCGAAUUCCACCUCUGAAACGAGAUUCCUCUUCUUGUACCGCGAUGCACAUCGAUUUUUAAGAUUUUUUACUGUACAUAAGACAGUAGGAUCCCAGUGCGCGGUAAGUUAAUCGUCAAUUGUAUGGUCUAUCGAACAGUUCUGCGCAGACUAUAUUUUGUAAAUAAGACAGCAUAUAUAAUCCACUUAGGAAAAUUUAAUGUUAUAAAAAUGAAUCUUUAUAUCCUGAUAGCCAUAUCAAUAAGUAUGCGCUUGUAAUAUUUUAAUUCUACUUUAUAGUCCUUAUUAGAGCAGUAAUUAAACCUAACGGCGUGUGAUAUUUAUUUCGAUGGGGGGAGCGAGCUUUUACAUAGUUGGUGCGAGACACGAGGAAUAUUCACAUCAAUGCUGUAUUUCAGAUUUUUGUAGUAAAAAAAAGAAAAAAAAAGAAAUGAUUGUGCGCCCAAUUGAGAUGUGUUUAAAUGUUUUAAAAUUUCGAUUUCCUAGGAAGAUAGAGCAAGGUAAGCAUGCUUUUCCGCAGUAGCAAUGUAGCACGGUAGUAUUAUGCAUCGCGGUACCGGUAAUUGCCACUCAAGUCGCAAAUCGUUCUGUUAAUUCUCGGUUGUUUGCCAGUCUCUGGAUUAUAAUUAGAUUUGACGAAACACUACGUCAGGCGCUUCUAAUACACGAUUCCUCCCUUCCAACUUGUGUUAGCUUAACGAUUGUACGGCCAUCGGCGGGCACAUAAAAUUACUUUCCGUGCGGGCAAAAUCUCUAAUGACUGACGUCUAAACUGAUUCACUUCACCAAGGAACAAUCGAACUCGUUUAUUAAUACCUACUGUGUAUUUCUGGGCCACCCUGUGUGUAUAUAUAACAUCCUAAUGAAAUAAAAAUGUAGCAUGUGAAAUAUAUGCAUACGCAAGGUGUCCCAAAAAUCGUGCGCACUUACAUUACUUGCCGAAAAACGAUGAUUAGGCUAUAUCGAUAGCCUUGCUGAACGAUUAACACUUUAAAGGGCUCCUGAAGGGACUCAAGAGUUCUAGAUCUGCAUAUAAAUAAUAAAAAUCCAACAGACUUCUAAUGUUUAAGGCGCAGCUGUUUGAUAUGUGUGAAGUGUAAUAGAUGUAAAAGGCGAAGUCCAAUCGAGCUUUCAUUACGGAACAGUUGAUUUUAAAUUUGUCGAAGAAUCAACAGAGAAGGUGCGCGAUUUCUGAGACGCUCUGUAUAUAUGACAGUGCGAAGUAUUCGCGCUGUCAAGUGUGCUUUCAUGGGUCUACGCAUAUAUACGUAUGCACGUGUAUAUAAGUGAAGAUAAUCAUGACCACGGCGAUUAUAAUUAAUGAUAUGUAUAAUUCUAUCGAAGUAUGUUAAUGAUAAAUACAAUUAUAAAUAA